Anguilla rostrata (American eel) is the source of this 2675-nucleotide messenger RNA. RefSeq names its product RNA binding protein fox-1 homolog 3-like. NCBI's taxonomy places the organism in Eukaryota, Metazoa, Chordata, Actinopteri, Anguilliformes, Anguillidae. The record is from RefSeq and is a predicted model, not a curated record. Bases 744 to 1715 code for a protein of 323 amino acids. The transcript has 15 exons. Gene Ontology annotation, biological process: regulation of alternative mRNA splicing, via spliceosome; nervous system development. Gene Ontology annotation, cellular component: cytoplasm; nucleus. Gene Ontology annotation, molecular function: mRNA binding.
UUUGGUGACCAGCUGUGUGAUACCGCUGGAAGAUCAACUUUGCAGGAUCAGCUUUCAGGAGCCACUUCAGUGAUACCAGCUUGAGGAGACCAGCUGGGUGAGACCAGCCUGCUGAUACCAGCUUGGGAAGACCAGCUUAUAGGUACCAGCUUGGGAAGACCAGCUUAUAGGUACCAGCCUGCUGAUACCAGCGUGGGAAGACCAGCUUAUAGGUACCAGCCUGCUGAUACCAGCGUGGGAAGACCAGCUUAUAGGUACCAGCCUGUUGAUACCAGCUUGGGAAGACCAGCUUAUAGGUACCAGCCUGCUGAUACCAGCUUGAGAAGACCAGCUUAUAGGUACCAGCCUGCUGAUAGCAGCGUGGGAAGACCAGCUUAUAGGUACCAGCCUGCUGAUACCAGCUCGGGGAGACCAGCUUUCUGAGAGCAGAGGGAACGGAUGUGUAUCUGACUGGGUGUGGAGGACGAGAACAAGAGCACUCGCAGUUCUGCUGGAAUCCCCAGACUAGCUUGCGGCAUCGAUCCUGGCAGGCCACAGACGCACACCCAGGAAGUCUCUCCUUCGGUCUGGAGCCGCAGCGAACCUGGGGAACUGCAGGCUGCGCUUCAGGAUUAGCAUUUUCUGGAAGUGCAUCUUUGCCUUCAAAAACUUCAAGAGUCGCUGAGUGACUGACAGCAUAGCACUGAGGAGAGCCCAUCGUGAGCAGGCAGGGUAACCAGGAGACCACCGCCCCCCUAGAAGCGAUGGCCCAGCCGUUCCCCCCGUCCCAGUUCCCCCCACAGAGCUGCCUCCACGCAGAGUUUGGGGUGCCCCACCCAGCGCAGGACUUCACGGGCCAGGGCACCCUGCCGGAGCACCCCCUGGCCCUGUACCCCCCCACACAGACGCCUGGCAAAACGCCGGGGACAGAGGGCGGCUCCGCCCCCAUCACCGGCACCAUCACCACCCCGCACAUAGAGGACGUAGCGCACACAGAGCCCGCCCAGCAGCUGCACCUCCAGCAGCUGGAGCCCUCGGAGAAGCAGCAGCCCAAGCGGCUCCACGUGUCCAACAUCCCCUUCCGCUUCCGCGACCCCGACCUGCAGCAGAUGUUUGGGCAAUUUGGGAAGAUCUUAGACGUGGAGAUUAUCUUUAAUGAGCGAGGUUCCAAGGGCUUCGGGUUUGUAACGUUCGAAACGAACGAGGAGGCAGAACGGGCCCGGGAGAAGCUGAACGGGACAAUCGUAGAGGGACGCAAGAUAGAGGUCAACAACGCAACAGCAAGAAUAAUGACGAACAAGAAAAUGUGUCACCCUUAUGUAAACGAUUGGAAACUGAACCCGGUGGUGGGAGCUGUCUAUGGUCCUGAACUCUAUGCAGUGACGGGUUUCCCGUACCCGGCCACCGGGGCGGCGCUAGCGGCGUACAGGGGAGGACAGGUGAGAGGCCGGGGCCGUGGCCUUUACAGCGCCUUCCGGACUGCGCCCCCAGCCCCGCCCCUCCCGGGGUACGGAGCAGUGCUCUACCAGGAUGGCUUCUAUGGAGCAGAGAUUUAUGGGGGCUACACGUACAGAUACACCCAACCUGCCACAGCGGCCACCUACAGUGACAGCUAUGGCAGACUCUAUGCAGCAACAGAGCCCUACCACCACACCAUCAACCCCUCCCCCGCGUACAGCGUGGGCACCAUGGCCGGCCUAAGCAGAGGGGCACAGGGUCGCUUCACCCCUUACUAAACAGUUAAAAGAAGGAGCGCUGUACUGACUAACAGUGGACACCACAGAAGAAGAAGACUUGGGGAGCGGGGUGGGCGGGGGGGGGGGCAACACAAAUGAGAAAUGAAUGAGACCGAAAACAGCGUCUAAAAAACUGAGGAACGGAAUCCUCCUCUCACGGCUGACAGAGAGCAUGUGGCACGUCACCAUGGCAACAGCAUCGCCAGGCAUGAGGGGCGGAGCCAAAGGACCGCCCUCCCGGCCGGAUGGAAGAGAGCGUCCGUCAUCACAAGACAUUUUUAUUUUUCUACAGUCCUAUGAUUUCACACAGUAAAAAAAAAUAAAGAAGUAUGCACAUAUAUAUACAGUAUAACUUUAUAAUUUAUUUUGGUAUGGGAACAUGGGGUAAAUGGAUGUGGGAGAUUUCACAGGGCCACAUAGUACUUCCUAGGUCAGCUUCCUGGGGACAGGAAGAACACACUGACGGGGUGUUUACCUCAACCAACCCUGAUGUGUGGCCCAGGACCCUGUUUCAGCCCGGUUUCUGCUAAUCCCGCCCCCUCUAGCACAAACGUUUGAUUGACAGGUGAGCAGACCAUCCCAAACAUAGAGGGCCUCAUUCUUCUGUGUGGGAGUUUGCUUCUAAACAUAUACCUCUCCGUCUCUCCCAAAGCACUCAAUUACGCUCCCCCAUGUAAACAUAUACACAUGCUGUACUCUCUCUGCCAAACCCUAAAAAAAAGAGUCCUUUCUUUCUUUUUUCUUAACCUGUUUAUGCAAAUCUUUCUAUUUAAAGUUAAAUAACGAAAAUAAAUGUAUGCACUGAAAGAUGUCAACUUGUUCUCUUAAUGAACUGCCUUUGUUUUGUUUCUCUAUGCUUUGAAUGCAUUCCAGUACUAUUUAUUACUGUGUACUAUGAUUGUUGUAAUUACUAUAUUGUUACUCAUAUUGAUAAUAAAGAUGUCUCUUUUCGGUGAGAAA